Mytilus californianus (California mussel) is the source of this 7488-nucleotide messenger RNA. Its product is annotated as autophagy-related protein 9A-like. Lineage: Eukaryota; Metazoa; Mollusca; Bivalvia; Mytilida; Mytilidae. Gene Ontology annotation, cellular component: phagophore assembly site; autophagosome. The record is from RefSeq and is a predicted model, not a curated record. The transcript has 21 exons. The coding region runs from base 133 to 2466 and encodes 777 amino acids. Gene Ontology annotation, biological process: autophagy of mitochondrion; protein localization to phagophore assembly site.
AAUCAAACAUGCAAAUGACGUAGACGUUUGUUAUGAUAUCAGACGAAAAGAUUUGAAGAUGUUGACAUAAUAUCUACAUAUGUAUAUAUUUCUUUUUCUGCAAGAAUGAGAGCAUGAGUGAUAUGAGUGACCAUGGCUGAAUACGAGACACCCUAUCAGGCGUUAGCGACAUUUGAUGAUGAUGAGACAGAUGAGGCACCAUCACAUGAUAGAGAUUUUAUGAUUCAUGUUGUUCCAGAAAGUACACGAUGGAACCACAUAGAAAAUUUGGAUGAUUUUUUUGCCAGAGUUUACCAUUAUCAUCAAAGAGGAGGUUUUGGUUGUAUGGUUAUAGAAGAUAUACUACAAUUAAUUCAGUUCCUGUUUGUUGUGUUAUUUUCUAUAUUUCUGAUUGACUGUGUGGAUUAUGAUGUCCUAUUUGCCAAUAUAAAAUACAAUGGUACACACAAGGUCACAAUUCCUGAAGCAGUUAUCCCCCUUGAUCAAUGUGUUCAGAGGUUUAGUUUUGGUAUUAUAGUGUGUAUGCUUGUUGCUUUUGCAUUCUGGGUGUUCCGAACAUUGAAGGUUAUAUAUAAUAUCUUCAAAUACACAGAAAUAAGGUCAUUCUACAACAAUGCUCUGAAGAUAACUGCAGUAGAACUAUCUAACUUAACCUGGCAUGAAAUACAAAGAAGAUUAUUGGAAGUACAGAAGGAACAACAAAUGUGUAUACACAAACAAGAACUUUCUGAACUGGAUAUUUACCACAGAAUACUGAGAUUUAAAAACUACAUGAUAGCUAUGGUUAACAAAUCAGUGAUUCCUGUUAAAUUUAACAUGCCAUUUGUUGGUCAAUAUGCCUUUUUAAGUACAGGAUUAAAGUAUAAUUUAGAUAUAAUUUUAUUUUGGGGACCAUGGUCUCCAUUUGAGAACAAUUGGAAACUGAAAGAAGAAUACAAACAUAAACAUAGAAGAGAAUAUCUAUCUCAGUUUUUAUCACAAAGGAUAUUAUGGAUAGGAAUAGCCAACUUUAUACUGUCACCUGUGAUUUUUCUGUGGCAGAUUUUAUACUCUUUCUUCAGAUAUGCAGAAUUAAUCAAAAGACAACCUAAUGUUCUUGGAACUAGAAGAUGGUCAAAUUAUGCUAGAAUAUAUGUUAGACAUUUGAAUGAACUAGAUCAUGAGUUUACUGCCAGACUGAACAGAGGUUAUGAAGCUGCCAAUAUGUACCUUGACACAUUUACAUCCCCUCUACUGAUCAUACUUGCAAAAUAUGUAGCAUUUUUUGCUGGUAGUAUAGGAGCUGUGUUGGUUGUGUUAACUGUGAUUGAUGAAGAUGUACUUGCUGUAGAACAUAUUUUUACUGUAUUGACAAUAUCAGGUUUAAUUGUGACUGGUUGUAGAGUGCUGAUACCUGAUGAGCAUUUGAUAUACUGUCCAGAGAUUCUAAUGAGGAGUAUAUUGGCACAUAUACAUUACAUGCCUGAUAGUUGGAAAGGAAAUGCUCAUAGACAGAAUGUCCGAGAUGAAUUUUCACUACUGUUCCAAUACAAAGUGGCAUAUCUAUUAGAAGAGCUAUUCAGUCCCUUGAUAACUCCAUUUAUCUUGUGUUUCUCACUGAGACACCAAUCUCUACAGAUCGUAGACUUCUUCCGUAACUUCACAGUGGACGUAGCUGGUGUUGGGGAUGUUUGUUCUUUUGCUCAAAUGGAUAUUAAAAAACAUGGAAAUCCACAAUGGAUACCAAACACUGAAGAUGAACCAAGUAAAGAAAACCAGUCAGAAGGUGGCAAAACUGAAUUAUCUCUUAUGCACUUUCAUAUGACAAAUCCAGAAUGGAAGCUGACAGGAAACCGCAGUAUUUUUGUACAGAAUGUUAAAACGCAAGUCCAAAAGGAACUAGUUUCACCCAGUAUUAUGCAAGGUGAUGGAGGUUUAAUGACAUCAAGACUCCCAGGAAUGUCUUUAGGCAUGUUACCUUCUGUCAACACUACAGGACUAGGAUUAGGGUAUAACAGUUUAGCUUCCAGUAUUACUAUGCAGAGUGCCAUGUUUCCUGGUCAGAUCUCAACCCUAGCAUCAGGUGUACAACCUCGUCUUAGAGGUGGACUGUCACAUAUUGAGGGUCCCCUUGGGGGAUCAGGAUCUGGAAUAUUUAGCAGUAUGCAGAGUUCAAGUGGUAGUAUUAGCAAUACAGCACCAAGCUCAUUAAGUUUUAGGGGAAAUUAUGAUGAAGGGACGAUUGAAAUGUUGUCGCAUGACAUGAGUUACAGUGCAAUCUAUCUCCAUGACAUGCAGUUCAGAAAAGCAAAGGGAAAUAAUCAGUAUGAGACAUUAGAAGACGCCCGUGCACGCUCAAUGUGGCAGAGACAGGAUAGUAACCAACCAACAGUGAGUACAAUGCCCAACAUACAGGAAAAAUCAAGUGAAGAGGAAAGUACAGAAGAAGUCAAUACUGACAAACUAUUCACUUCUAAUCAGGUGUAGUGAAGAAACAGAACCUUGAACAAUUCUUUGUUGUUGAAGCUCCAUGAAUCAGUAAGCUUGUGUGUAAGUGCUAAAAAGCCUUUGAUAUAGGUUAUUUCUUUUCUAGAUUACUGUAGAUUCAUUAUUAUUCACUGGGUACUUAAUUUUCAUGUAUUUUGUGGGUAUAGAUGAUCCAAAAAUUUAAAUGUUCAACAAAGUAUGAAUUUCUCACAGGAUUGUAUGCAAACUUUGGCAAAACCACAAAAUCAAGUAUCAACAAAAAUUUAAUUCUUCUUUAAUCCACAAAAAUUGGUACCCAUGACAAAAAAUGAAUCCACAGUAUUAUGAAAGGGGAAACGUAUACAUGCCUGAUUGGCAAUUCAAAGCAGAGCUGUCAAUCAUAGCAGCUGAUAUAGUUUGUGAGUUAAGCUGUUUGUUUUACAUUUAUCUUAGCUGACAGUGUUGUGAUUUAACCAUUAUGUGUGUGUGAAUUACCUCAUUUUAUUGUAUUGUAGCAGCACAAGUGAUAUGUUAUGUAAUAAAAAUUAAUUUUAAUGCACCACUUUUUUGUUCAGAAAAAUUGUGCAUUUUUUGGGGUAUACCAGUAAUUGUAAAUUUAAAUUAACCAUGUACAUGUAUGAAUACAACUUUAUUGUUCAAUUGUUUAUAUCACACAGGAAGCAUGUAUUUGAAACAUUGAUCAUUUUGUUAUAAUGACCAAAGACUACCAGUUAAGAAGGAAAAAAAAAUUAAAAUGUUUUGGAAUAUGUAAAAAAGCAUAUUUCAGACCUGUUAGUUUUUGUUUCUCAAACAAUACUGGGCCAUGUAUGACACUUGCUACUCACCAGAGUUCACCAAAUAAUUGAAAAAUUUUGGUCUAACUAUAUGUGGCCAAAAGAGUAGUGAGUACAAUGGCAGAAAUUUGAACAGUGCAUGGCUUUCUAUGGUAUACAACUUGAAUAAUGAAUUUUGUGUUUUGAUAAUCCAUGACAAUUUAAAUCCACUGAAUUUAUAUCUGGAAUUUUACUGUAGAAUUUUUCUCAUGAGUUUAGUAACAUUUGUAGACAUGAUAAGACUAAAGAUGAAACAAUAAAACCUGAUUACUGCCUUUCAUCAUUGAAGUCUACUGGUCAUACAGGUCUGUAACUUUUGAAAAGGUGAUGACUUGAUCCAGGUGAUAGAACUUGAAAGCAUCUUGUGGCACACUGAUUCAGAAAAUAAUGAUUCCAGUCAGAUUUUAUGGAAUCAUCUUACAACACUCUUGAAUAAUAAAACUUUCAUUUAUCAAUAUAAUACUAAAUAGAUGUGGUGUGAUUUCCAAUUAGGCAUCUCUACAAUAGAGACCAAAGGACAAGGAUGUAAACAACUACAGUAUGAUCUUCAACAAUGAGCAAAACCAAGAUUGUUUACUGUGGAUUCAUUUAUUUUUGUGGGUGCCAAUUUUCAUGGCUUGAAGAAAACCUGCAUUUUCAUGGAUAUUUAAUUUCGUGGUUUUGUUGAAUUCUGCAUACAAACUUAUAGAAAAUGUAUCAUUCGUUGAACAUUUAAACAUGUGGUUCACCUGUGCCCACGAAAUCCUUGAAAAUUGGUAUCCAAUGAAUAAUAAUGAAUUCGUUAUAUAAAAGCCCCCAGCAUAAAAAAUGUUAAAAAAUUAAAACUAAAAAAACAUUGCCUGAAUUAUGCUUCAAUUUUUAUGACAGCUGGAAACCAAUGAUAAUGACUUGAUGCAAGCUUUGCCAGCUUAUUUAACUGAACUUCAUUAUUCAAAGUCCUGUUCAAUGUCUUAUAUUAGAUUUAUUGGCCAGUUAAAAGACUCAUACUCAAUUAUCUAUAUUUUUAUUUGUUAUAGAUUUAGAAAUUUAUGCAUGUUUUUAUAGAUGUGAAUCUCUUGUCAACAACAAAAAAUCUUGGAUUAUUGCAAUUUAAGUGCAAACUAAAAAAUAAAUGAAAAAGUGAUUUUCAUUACUAAUUCUAUUGUGAACAGGUCAGUGCUUUCUCAAUUAAAGCAUUGCAAUAAUUUGUCUAUAUAUAUUUAUUUGAUUCUUUUAUUCUUAUAUGUGAUUAGCCAGUUUUUUUUUUGCUGAAGGUUUGCAGUUCACUCUGUGUACUUUGCUUCCUCUACCAAAAAAAAAAAACAACAAAAAAAAAACAGACUGCCAUAUAUGUAUGAUAUAGCAAUGGUUGUUGAAAGUGGCAUUAAAUACCAACAAAGAAACAAAUAAACAUCAUACAUGUCAUAUGUGAUUUCUUAUUUCUAUUAAUGUAUAUAUAUAUAUAUAUGUGGGAAAAAACCAAGAAAAAAUUUGAAGUAAAAAAGAAGCAUUUACUGAUGAUUUUUUCAUGUCAAAACUUGAUUAGUUACUGAAAUGAUAGCUAAGUUCAGUUGUUAAGCACUUUACAUAAACUGUAUUCAAGCUCAUGAAUUUACAAAAAAACUUUAAAAAAAAAGAUACUUGAAAAGAAGUUUGAAUCAAAUAUUAUGCUCAAUUUAGUUUGCAUUACCCUUGUAUAGUUCCAUUUAAAACCCUUUACUGUCUAUUGUAAAUGAAACAACAAAGAACCACAAAAAAGCGACAAGACUGUGUGAUUUUGUCUGUUUGUAGAAACCAGUUACACAAUACUAUACAAAUCUGUAAUUUUGUUGAUUUUAGAUGUAAAUGUUGAAUUGUUAUGAAACAAAACUUGUGAAUAGUUUUAUUGAAAACAUUUUAAUGUUAUGCUGAUAUGUAAAAUAAGACUGCUUUUGUUGUUAAUAGUGAUAUAUGACAUAUAUUUGGUGUUUUCAGUGUGUGUUAAUGUGUAUAUCCAUUAUAUCACAUAUUCUUUGUAAAUAUAUUCAUGUUAUGCCUUAUAUGUGAUAUGCAGUGAACUGGUGCAAUACUGUAUUUUAAUAGGUAAUAGUUUGUAUAAAUGGUACUAGAUCAAGAUAUCCAAGAAAUCAAUGGGCUUUUAAAGAUUCAAAAGUUGUUUAAAACCUAAAGCUUGCUGGAUGAUGUAAGUAAUCUGGUAAAUUCCCUAUUGUGACUAUUGUCCAUUAUAAAAAUAUGUGAAUGAAGGCUGUUAUUAAAGCUGAAAGAUUUAUCAAAAUAAUUAGAUAUUUCACUAUUUGUAUUUCUGGUAAAAUAAACCAAUGGUUUACAGAUGACACAUUUUAUUAUUUUGAAUGCAACAUUUCUACUUUAGCAUACAUACUAUUGAACACGAAAUACAUGUGUGAUUUUGAAAUUUUUAUAUGUUUUAAUUUUAAUCAUAAUAACAAUGUUUAUAAAAGGUUUAAUUUGACCCUUUAGUGGUGGUGAUAGAACUUUAAGUGUUUUAUUUAAUGUAAAAUCAAUAAAAAUAAAUGAUUGUUGAAAAAAACCAGUUUCUAACUAUGUUGUAAAAAGUAAGUUAAGCAUUUGACAAUUUUUAUGCAACCCUUAAGAAUAAAGCAUAUAGUGGUUAAUUUUUUUAUCUGAAACAAACGAUUUCUGUAUUAAGAUCAAGGAGAAAUCAUUAAUUUGUUUUAAAUAGCCAUAAAUUCUGGUAAACUAUUUAAAGCCAAUUGCUCAUGGGCUUUUUGGUCUUAUAUUGUAUGAUUAAGAAGAGCUUCAAAGUUACUUGGUUUUGGAAUCAUAUGACCCAUUCCUAAGAAAUAAAUACAUGGCUUAAAAUAAAUUCAACAAAUCUGAGGUUCCUGCAUUUUUUGGUAACUUUCAUAAUAAUUAAAGGAUUUGAGCUACUUUUCGGUUUGCAGUCGUAUUUAAAGAAGAACUACAUAUGUAAUUUAAGCUAUGAAAAAUAAAAGCAUAAGAUCACUUAAAUCCAUUUAACUAUUAGUUCCGUUAUUCAGUUUGUUUCUCCUUUUUUUUCUUUAAAAAAUAAUAUUGAUCUAUGGAAAAAAUUUUGUUUAUUAAGAACAUGCAGUUGUUGAGCCAGAUGCCGAAAUCAGGUGGUUUUAUAAAAGGCUUUGUGGUGUGAAGGAAUUUCAAAUUUUGAGAUUAAUGCGCCAGUGUCAAGGAAAGUUGUAAAAUUGAAUAUGAAAUCCUCAUUUUAUUCCACUUGACCAAGUAUAUAUGCUUGAGACAUAAAAAGGACUGUUACCUGUUUGAAGUGCAAAUUAUAAACUUUCACUGGUUAUGAUAACAUACAAUUCUAAAUUUACAAAUAAGAAAAAGAAGUUAUCAUCGUAAAAAAUAAAAUUGAAUUUCAAUAUUCAAGGAGUAUUUAUGUCAAACUUUAUAGUGAUUUCCAAUUGAUAAUGAAGGAUUUAUCCAUGAAACCAAAUAUCAUGGAGCAAUUGGAAUGAAGUCCAUCUUAAUACACAAAGGAUGACUGCUCUAAAUUUGUCCUAUAAAAACUCACCAAAGAUAGGUUUUACUCUUAUAUCUGUCAAAUAACUAUCAUUAUCGCAAUUUCGUGCAAAUUUCCUUUGAUCUUUUCUUGUGAUAAUUUUUCAUAUCAUGCUACUUGCUUGAUAUAGAAAAUUAUCGUCAGAAACUAAAAGCGCAUGUGCCGUUGUCAAUGUAAACAUAAACGACGUCAUAGGCAAAAUAGCGAUAAACAGAUUAUCAGUGGUCUUUCAAACUUAAGGAUGUUUCUCGGCCACAUCUCAUCUGAGGGCUGUCGCCUUUCAAUGAGAUUGUAGCUGAGAAACACCCUCUUGUUUGAAAAACAAUUGAUAAUAUAUAAUCACUGCCCUUUGAGAUGUAUUUGUUUUCGUAAUCUAAUUUAGUAACUUAGAAUGGAAUAUUUAAUUAUCAUCUACCUUCCUUUUAGUCAACAGCAAAGAUAAAAGAAUUUCUUGCACAUGAUUCCCUGGACUUGAUAUUUUGUUUGCAUGAACUUCCUUGUAAACAGGAAUCGAGAUUUAUGUGUGAUGGUUUUUGAUUUAAUAACAUGUCUGCAUCAAUCUAUUAUACUUGCAUAUUUGUUUUAUACAUUUGAAAAUUGAGAUAAAUUUUUCUUGGUGGAUCUUUAUAUUCUAAUCAUAUUGUGCAAGCAUAUAAAUUAUUAUCAUUGUUAUUUGCUGUAGUCAUUUAAAUAAACAAGAUUGUUAUGUAA